CCCGAUGUGAGCCAGUAUCCAUCCACUAUCACACACUCCCCCCAAUCCAACCUAGGUCUGCGCGGUUCCUUUCUCGGUUUGGGCAGCAAUGAGGGCAGCACACGGCAACGCCGGCAAUUUCGCUACGUGAUCCAUCUCAUGUCCCCCGACUUCUCCGCACUUGCCCGCACUUGCCCGCACUUGGGCAUAUCCAUUUCCGCCUUCUGCUGACUCGCCUCAUUCGGUAAUCUUGCCCCUUCCUGGGUCCAGUCGCGUUUGGCCUCCGGGCCUGUCCCCUGGUGUCCAACCCACUCCUCGCGCCCCCAGCAUCAAAUGAGCCUCACAAAUCCUCCCUCCACAGCUACCGGCCCGGGGUCGGUCUCCGCUGCCCGAACACAAACGUUGAAGAGGAGCGUGCAGGCUGCGUUUGAAGACCCGACGGGCCGUGGGACCGGAUCCAUGGGCUACCAGAGCAAGGUCCGGGUGACAGACAGGUACAAGGUCAUCGGCUUCAUUAGCAGCGGCACCUAUGGCCGCGUCUACAAGGCCCUCGGCCGCCACGGCCAGCCGGGCGAGUUCGCCAUCAAGAAGUUCAAGCCCGAUAAGGAAGGGGAGCAAGCGUCGUACACGGGCAUCUCGCAGUCGGCCGUCCGGGAGAUGGCGCUGUGCUCCGAGCUCAACCACGGCAACGUGAUCCGGCUGGUCGAAAUCAUCCUCGAGGACAAGUGCAUCUUCAUGGUCUUUGAGUAUGCGGAGCACGACCUGCUACAGAUCAUCCACCACCACACCCAACAGCCCCGCCAUCCGAUACCCCCGAGCACCAUCAAGAGCAUCAUGUUCCAGCUGCUCAACGGCUGCCAAUACCUCCACACCAACUGGGUGCUGCACCGCGACCUCAAACCGGCCAACAUCAUGGUCACCUCGGGCGGCGAGGUUAAGAUCGGCGAUCUCGGGCUCGCCCGGCUCUCCUACAAACCUCUCCACAGUCUCUACGGCGGCGAUAAGGUGGUCGUCACAAUAUGGUACCGCGCCCCCGAGCUGCUCCUCGGCAGCCGGCACUACACACCGGCUAUCGACAUGUGGGCUGUGGGAUGCAUCUUUGCCGAGCUGCUCUCGCUGCGGCCCAUCUUCAAGGGCGAGGAAGCCAAGAUGGACAGCAAGAAGACGGUGCCGUUCCAGCGAAACCAGAUGCAGAAGAUUGUCGACAUCAUGGGCCUGCCAACCAAGGAGCGCUGGCCGCUGCUGACCAGCACCACCGAGUACAGCCAGCUCUCGACUCUCCAGCCGCCCAUCCACCACGGCGGGCACCACCACGGCCACCACUACCAAUCGCAGCGCCAGGCGGCGGCGGCCAACGCCGCGGUGAGCCACCUCGAGAAGUGGUACUACAACACCAUCAACCAGCAGACGGGCGGGUCCGGGCCGGGGUCGGGCACGAGCCCGCUGGCGAGCCUCGGGGCGGAGGGGUACAAGCUGCUCGCGGGCUUGCUCGAGUACGACCCGGAGCGGCGGCUGACGGCGGCGGCGGCGCUGCAGCACCCCUUCUUCAGCACGGGCGACCCCGUCAGCGCCAACUGCUUCGAGGGCCUCAAGACCGAGUACCCGCACCGCCGCGUCAGCCAGGACGACAACGACAUCCGCACCAGCUCCCUGCCGGGCACCAAGCGCAGCGGCCUGCCGGACGACUCGCUCCGUCCGGGGAAGCGCGUGAAGGAGGGGUAGCAGCGGCGGCAUUGGGUUGGACUCUUAUGGUGUGCCGGGAGUGUUUGCGCGGCGUUUUAAAUUUGGCAUUUGGGCGGCGUGAGACAAGCAAAGGGUGCAUGCUGUUUGGCGUUAGAAAUACAACAACUUGGAUUCUUAAGGUUACGGUCUGGUUCCAACGCUACAGCAUUGAGCGUGUUACGUUGGGAGGGGAUACGAUAGGUAGCCAUCAGGAAGGAGUAGGGGGAGUCAAAUGUUCACAUUAAUGUACCGUAAUCACACACAAAACAAUCACGGGCGCGCGCGCCU
Molecule: messenger RNA, 1989 nt
Organism: Chaetomium fimeti
Lineage: Eukaryota; Fungi; Ascomycota; Sordariomycetes; Sordariales; Chaetomiaceae
Product: kinase-like domain-containing protein
Exons: 2
Coding region: 313-1701 (462 amino acids)
Biological process (GO): protein phosphorylation
Cellular component (GO): nucleus; mediator complex
Molecular function (GO): ATP binding; cyclin-dependent protein serine/threonine kinase activity
Source: RefSeq, a predicted model, not a curated record